Messenger RNA from Botrytis fragariae, 1449 nucleotides. RefSeq lists its product as uncharacterized. Gene Ontology annotation, biological process: transcription by RNA polymerase I. The transcript has 4 exons. The record is from RefSeq and is a predicted model, not a curated record. Bases 1 to 1449 code for a protein of 482 amino acids. NCBI's taxonomy places the organism in Eukaryota, Fungi, Ascomycota, Leotiomycetes, Helotiales, Sclerotiniaceae.
AUGGGGCCUUCCAAAGUAACUCUUAGUGAGCGAAAGAAAAAGGCAGAUUCUUCGAAGUCCUCCACGAAAUCCUCUGCCAAAACUGCUGCCAAAACUCCAAUUGUCAAAUCUCCGCAAGAUUUCAAGAGCUCCGAAUUUGUUGGAGAAAGCGACAAUGAAAAUGACGAGCCGAAGGGAAACACAUCGGAAUCAGAUAGCGAUAACGAUUCUCUGCCAUCGAAUCCCGCUGUGAAAUCUACAUCUAAAUCCAAGUCCAAAUCGAAUAGCAAGGCCGCAGAGAGUAGCGACAGUUCCGAGGCUGAAAGCUCCGAAGAGAGUGAAAGUGAAAGCGGGAGCUAUGAGAAGGAGUCUGAAGAUGAAUCAAGUGCAAAUGCAAAGAAGUCUGUUGUGCCAUCGUCAUCUAAGAAAGAUGCCAAAACAGUAUCGAUGAAAGUUGCGCCCUUCAAGCCCCCUCCCGGAUUCGAAAAGUCUUCUUCAAAGAAUUCAAGUAAAGCACCACAAUUGUUCGGCAAGUCUAAUUUGGAGGGAAAAGAAAUUUGGUAUAUCACAGCACCUGCGUCGGUACCCAUUGCUUCUGUAACGGAGAUGUCGCUGCGAGAUGCAAAAUUGGGCAAAGCAGUAUUUUCGCAGAAUGGCAACGAUUAUGGUUUCGUUCACGACCCGCUUGAUGACAAGAUGUAUACCAAGAUCUUGUUACCAAGCAGUUCUAAAGAUGGUUACUCCAUUGAGAAAAAAUCCGUGGAUCAAAUAUAUCAUAUGCAACAAGUCGUUAACCUUUCUAAGGAGAAUUCCAGCCAAGCUACAGUGCCUGCGAAGCGACCUGUUCGUCAACAGCCCAAAGGUCUGAAGGCGCGAUACCAACCAAUUGGCUUUGCGAGCGCACCUGGUAUCAUUGGAUCUGACGAAGAUGAAAGCGAGUCAGAAGAACGCGCUCCCAAAUUCCAAAAAAUCGCAAUGUCAGAAGACGAAACAUCAGAUGUGGAGAUGGAAGAUGCACCGCCGGUGAAAAAGUCAAAAUCCGAUAAAUCGAAGAAGAGCCACAAAGACUCUGAAGAAAGUGCAGAUCGCUCAUCGAAAAAGAAGCACAAGGAUUCUGGAGAUAAGAAGAAAAAGCACAAGAGUUUGUUUCCAUCAACCUCCAUAGGAUCACAGGAACUAAAAACAUUGAAGAAACAGAAAGCAAUUGAGCUCGUGGAUCAGCCUAUGCCACUACGUCAACGAGCGUCAUCAAGUCCGAGUAAGGAUAUCUCGCAGUCUCGGCCUGCGACGCUCGGUUCGACUGUAGAACCCCUGUCCUCGCAUCCGGAGAGUACGAGGAAGAAAGUUACAGCAACGUUUGUCAUUGAAGAUUCGGGUAUGGCAAACACCAAGGAUGAACCAAAAUGGGAGAAAAGGGCGCAAAUGGAGGCGAAAAAGAGACGUUUGGAGUCUCGUACUGAUAAUUUUUGA